CCUCCCUUCAAUCAUUCCCGCGCCGGCCGCCGCGAGGAGCGCGCGUCGUUUUGCCACGCUGUCACUAGUUACGCCACGAGUCGAAUAUUUUGUGUAUGUUGCGCAGCGAUCUGUAUUUUGGUUACGUGUUAUGUUUCGGUAAAGUCAUCGCGUACAUGUUUUUCUAUAUUGAUGUAACGUAACUGAGAACACGCGUGGUGAUGUGAGAACGUGUUGCUUGUCAAGUGUCGACGUGUGCAUCGAAACAAUCGUGUGACGAAGAAUCGUCGAAUUAAAUCGUUUCGUUUCUAUCUUUUCGCUCCAGUCAAAAGGGGCUGUGUUUUAAAAGAGAAGAAUUCAUCGUGAUAACGUUAACGUGGUUAACCGGCGGUGGCACGCUCUGCACGUUACACGUGCAUUCGAUAACCUGGAUCUCGUCCCGACGACGAGUCGGUUCGUCUCAUCGAGAAACGACAGUCUGGAUUUUUCGUUGAACGUUCCGCAGCAUCAUCACUCGACAUCCUACCAUCAUAACAGCUACGCCAUGGCUGAUCAAACGUUUCACACUCCCAGUUUCGGCGAUGAAGAUUUCGACAUCCCGGCUAUCCAUUCGCACUCGCAUCAGCAGCAUCAACAUCAACAGCAGCAGCAGCCGCAGCAACAGCAACAACACCAGUCGCAGCAGCAGCAGCCUCAGCCUCAAUCUCAGCACGAUCCGAUGCACGGUUACCAAACGCAGAUGAUGCAAACCGGCAACGUGCAACAAUCUGCGGAUGGGUUGAAUCUCGAUCCGGGUGGAUAUCAACAAUCUCUUUAUCUACAGCAGGACCACUCGAUGCAGCAGCCGAUGAACGUUGGCUCGACGUAUAGUAACUCGCAGGGUUCGUAUGCGAGCAUGAAUUCUCCACGGCAACAGCAUGGAAAUCAGCAAAUAAUGUUGCUUCAACAGCAGCAACAACAACAGCAACAGGCGCAGAUGCAGCAACAUAUGCAGUACAUGCAUACUCAACAGCAGCAGCAGCAGCAGCAACAACAACAGCAGCAGCAGCAGCAGCAGUUGCAACAACAAAUACAAUAUAGGAGUCCAACGGGUGGUAGUCCAUCCGCGAUACAAUCGAGCACGAUCCCCGAGGCAAACAACAAUACUACCACCAGCGAAGAUAGCGAUGACAGUACACCUCAUUCCGGAAUGAUUACCGGCAUUAAACGACCCUCACCGGAACCGACCGACGUUGCAGCAAAAAAUCAAAGGAAACCAAAAUCGCAGAAAAAGAAGAAGAAAAGAGAUCCCAACGAACCGCAAAAGCCCGUUUCGGCGUACGCUCUGUUCUUCAGAGAUACCCAAGCUGCGAUAAAAGGACAAAAUCCAAAUGCGAGCUUCGGUGAAGUUUCCAAGAUCGUCGCUUCGAUGUGGGAUGCGUUGGAGACCGAGCAUAAGAACGUUUACAAGAAGAAGACUGAAGCAGCGAAAAAGGAAUAUCUGCAGGCACUCGCGGCGUACAGAGCGUCUCUGGUUAGCAAGGGUGCAGCCGAAAACGAACAACAGCAUCCACAGCAGCAACCGCAACAGCAGCCAUCGCCGCAACAGCAACAAGUUCAAUAUACGGCGUAUGGUAGCUACGCCGGGAACGGAACACCGGGAAACGUCUCGUAUCAGGUGUAUAGUCCGCAGCCUCAACCUUCUUCGCCUCAGCAACAACAUCCGCAUCCUCACCCGCAUCAACAGCUUCAACAUCAUCAGCAACCCGCGCAACAAAUGCAAAUAAAAAAAUCUCCUCACCAUUUAACCAUGCCAGGAAACUCGCAGCAACAACAAACGCAACAGACUAUGAUGACUACAUCGAUGGCGCCAACGCAUAUCUCGCAACAACAACCAUCGCAACAGCAGCAGCAUAUGCAGCAACAGUACAUGCAGAUGCCGCAACAGCAAGUGCAACAAGUACCGCAACAAUCGCAGCAACAUCAUCAGCAACAGCAGCAACCGCCGCAACAGCAACAGCAGCAGCAGCAAAUGAUACAUUCGAACCCAACAAAAAGCGAUUCUUUGUCGAGUUCACCGUCGGCAGUGAACUCUGUAACUCAGGCUGCGAACAUGGCCGGUCAAAGACCGACGUCGAACGCCUGUAUACGUCACGGAUGUCCGAACCCCGCUGUUGCAAACAGCGAAUGGGAGGACGAGUAUUGCAGCAACGAAUGCGUGGUUAGCCAUUGCAGAGACGUAUUCACCACGUGGGUAUCAUCGAACCAAAAUCCACAACAGAAUUUCUCGACCGUAAAAUAAGGACGACGGGCCGAGCUGGGUGAAACGCAGCGAUCGUUUAAAAUGUUUCCUACCGUUUGUUGUAGUCGCGGAACACGAAUAUACCUGAUGUUCAAAGCGUGAUCCGAUUCGAUAUCUUUUGUACAUAUGUCCAUCACACAGAUAGACACACACACGCACACGCACACACAUACAUGCAUACACACUCACACGUGCGCGCACACACAUAUACACACACAAGGUUUCGCGUCAAAUCAAAAGACGAACGACCGGAGGAUAGAAAGCGCGCUAAGCGAAUCGCUACACAGAUCUCUAAGUUUCGUUUGAAAGACUGCGUGCGUCGCAGCGCGAUGCCCGUCAACGCGGAUAUAUAUUGCCGUUUCACUUUUCCACUGACUAAGUUUCUCACGCGAGGACGAGCAACGUAGCUGCGUAAUCGCGAAAGAGUAUUAGUAUCGCCAAAGUAUAGCAGCCGACAAGAUCAUCGGGUUGCAGUUCCAGGGAAUCGAUCUCGUUAUUGCGCGUUUACCGAUCGCGCGAAACGUUCACGUGCCGCAUACACACUAUCGAAAACGAGAAGUAACGAUGAAUCGCGCGCGACCGUAAACCAUGUUGCAUUCCUUGAACGUCUAGUUAGGGACCGUUUAACGAUAGAUAACAGUAAUUUCGUAGAAAUAUAUUCACAAACGUUUAGGAUACGUUUAUUCCAUACUGAAUUCGCAUAGGUGCACCACGCCGUGUCGAAGUGGUAGAAACGAACAACGUAAACGAGCAAGUGUUUGCCUGCUGAUCGGACUGCGUUGACAACUCGUUUAUAAUUAAUAAUCGAUGUGAGAACGUGAAUGAUGAGCGCGAAGACACGACGAAGAAUAGGAGAAGAGCGAGAGAGGACUGGCGGUUGGUAGCCAUCAAGAACGAGUGACGCAACUUAUUUUUGUAUAAUUUUACAAAGAAAGAGAAAGUCGCGGAGAAGAUUCGUGCAGAUGCCAGAGAAGACGUGAUCGUUACGUGACACCGUAUGCUUCGCCAAGUUAAUUCACACAACCGAUUCGAUUGUUUUGUUCGUUUCUGCUCGCGUUAAUUGCGUAUCGUUUCGUGUCAUUGAAUCGAUAAUCCGAUUACGUUCUCAACUGGUAUACGUUCGAAGCAAACGAGUCGACGUUAUUUAUUUCGAAACAUGAUAGUUUGUACUGACGCGAGUCUUUAGCCGUUCACGAUCGCCGAACAAAAGCUGACUUAAUAACGGUGGUAAAUAAUGGUAACUUAACGGGAGCCUAAAAAGGCCGACUUUUUUUUUUCUUUUUUUCUUUUUCUUUUUUCUUUUUUUUUUUUGUUAGAUUUGUGGGAAAGUACUCGUGUGUGUGUAUUACCCUUCCAAACCUUUGCAUGUGUUCUCGACGGCGAUUCUGCACGAUUUCUGACUCCAGAAAGAAGUGGGGAAUUAGCAAGUUAAUAUGUUUAUAUUACGAAAGAUCAUGUAGCUUUUCCGUGACAGACGUACUCACGUGCCCAUAUACGCACGCGCAUGUAAACGCGUGGCAUUGAUAAGUUUUUAAACAAUUUUUUUUUUCUUUGUAACAGUAUCCUUGUACAUACAACAAAAAAAAAAAAAAGAAUAAUAUUCCGUAGAUUUAUAAGUCUCUACGAUGUAAACAUAAUCUAUAGUGUAACAUAUUGAUAAUGGCAUAACUCACAUAUACACACAUACGUAUAUAAUCCUAUAUACAUGCGCGUGUGCGCGCGUAUGUGUGCAUGUGUGUUGUCUGUGGUAUAUAAAUAAAUAAAUAAAUAAUUAUAUAUAUGUAUAUCAUAUAUAUAUAUAUAAUUUAAAAAAUGUAUAUCAUAUAUAUAUAUAUAUAAUAUGAUAUAGAAAUAUAUGAGUAAUAUAAAUGUAAAAAUUAAUCGGUGACGUCGUGCAUACAUGUGUACAUAAGUACGUACCUACAUAUGCAUGUAUACGUAUACGCGACUCACGCCUGUAUGUACGUAUGUAUAUAUGAAUGUGCACACGUAGCAAAGGAAGCGACAGCUGCGAAUAACUACGUUGUCGUCGUUAUUGAAUGUAAACAAUCACUACAUAGAUGGUUAUGAAUUGGCCGAAUUGCCCGAAACGCGACGAUAUUAUUCCGCACGCGGCCGAAUAACAUCGAUCCUUGAUCCAAAACACGGCGAGUUCGAACUUUUCCAGGGUUAGACGUAAUCACGUAAAUCUGUAUACCGAAGAACAAAAACACAAAAAACAAAGAAAAGACGAAAAGAGAAAAAAGAAAAUAAAAUUUAGAAGAUAUCCAACUAA
Molecule: messenger RNA, 4535 nt
Organism: Bombus pyrosoma
Lineage: Eukaryota; Metazoa; Arthropoda; Insecta; Hymenoptera; Apidae
Product: GATA zinc finger domain-containing protein 10-like
Exons: 11
Coding region: 524-2260 (578 amino acids)
Biological process (GO): regulation of transcription by RNA polymerase II
Cellular component (GO): nucleus
Molecular function (GO): chromatin DNA binding
Source: RefSeq, a predicted model, not a curated record